Molecule: messenger RNA, 11305 nt
Organism: Oncorhynchus nerka (sockeye salmon)
Lineage: Eukaryota; Metazoa; Chordata; Actinopteri; Salmoniformes; Salmonidae
Product: retinitis pigmentosa 1-like 1 protein
Exons: 13
Coding region: 489-10208 (3239 amino acids)
Biological process (GO): axoneme assembly; photoreceptor cell development; retina development in camera-type eye
Cellular component (GO): axoneme
Source: RefSeq, a predicted model, not a curated record
ACAAUGCACCUGCCGUUAUUUUCGGGGGUCAGUAACGGAGGAAGAGAACGCGUUGUUCAGACUGGGACAUGGGACUAAUACUCCCUCGUGCACAGAUAGAAGAGGCACACCUGGAGUUUAGUGUUGCGUAUCUGAACUGGAGUUUACCGUUCCGUAUCUGAACUGGAGUUUACCGUUCCGUAUCUGAACUGGAGUUUAUCGUUCCGUAUCUGAACUGGAGUUUACCGUUCCGUAUCUGAACUGGAGUUUACCGUUCCGUAUCUGAACUGGAGUUUAUCGUUCCGUAUCUGAACUGGAGUUUACCGUUCCGUAUCUGAACUGGAGUUUACCGUUCCGUAUCUGAACUGGAGUUUAUCGUUCCGUAUCUGAACUGGAGUUUACCGUUCCGUAUCUAUGGAUUACGUCUGAGACGCAGCUUCUUCCCGUGAGGCAGAGGGGUGUGGUGGUAAUCAACCGACUAGAGGAGAAUGUGUAUGUGAGAGAGCAGCAUGCAGUCGGCUCCGGCAGGUUUGUGGGACCCCCAUGGACCCCAGUCUAAAGAUGUCUCCUCUCUCCCCGUACACACACCCUCCGCCUCUCGCCUCUCCCAUGUGACCGCUGCACCACCGACUAAGAGAAUCACUUUCUACAAGAGCGGCGACGCUAAGUUUGCGGGAGUGAGGAUGGCCGUCCACAAACGCAGCUUCAAAUGCUUCGACGCACUACUGGACGACCUGUCACAGAAGGUGCCCCUGCCGUUUGGAGUACGUACAGUCACCACCCCCAGAGGAAUCCACAGUAUUAAACAUCUAGAGCAGCUGGAGGACGGUGGGUGCUACCUCUGCUCUGACAGACGGCAGGCUAAACCAAUCAACAUAGAGCUGGCUGGCAAACGUCCCGCCCUCUGGCACCACAACAGUCGAAGAGUGCCACAGCGACCAGCAGAAGACCCUCCUCCUCCCAGUGCUCCAAGCCACGCCCCAACACGGCAGCGACGCAUCCUAUUGGUCAGGAACAGCGACCCUGCAGUGAGGAGGAGUGUGAUUCUGAGUCGCCGCUCGGCCCGGAGCCUCCGAGUGUUUCUGGAGGGCAUCUCGGAAAUUAUGCAGUGUCACGUCAGGAAAUUAUACACACUGGAGGGACGCAAGAUUGACAGUGCACAGAGCCUGAUGACGUGUCCAGGUGUGUUGGUGUGUGUAGGUCGAGAGCCCUUCAGACCUCUACUCCUGAACUAUGUAGCCAAGCACUCUGAGGAGAAACUACCUGGACUGGGGACGCGGUCACCUGGCAAUGGGGCCCGGUCUCCCGGUACUGGGGCCCGGUCACCUCGUAAUGGUCAGGGAGCUCGGUCACGGUCUAGUGUCUGCAGCGAAGGACAUGGCAGCAAGAAGAACGUGAACUUUGGUCUGGAGACUAAGAAGACCAUCAUCCAUCCUCUCUCAGACUCUUCCAACCGCUCCACCCGCUUCUCUCUGUCCUCUGACAAGUCCUACCCUAAUGGCCUCAGCAGCCAAGGUGGCAAGGAGGCGGUGCUUAACGAUGACAUCGAGAAACGGGUACUGGUGAACAAAGACGGCAGCCUGUCUGUGGAGAUGAGGGUGCGGUUUCGUCUCCAUAACGACGAGAGGCUCCAGUGGUCCACGGAGAUUAAGAAGUCUCCCUCUGACUCUCUGACCAAUGACUGCUGUCCCCUCAGGGAAGCCCCGCCCUGCUUCCUACAGCAAGGCCAAUCAGAAAGCUGCUCAGACCCUGACUCCGCCUCCUGUGUUGUUGAAGCUGCCGACUACACCCCCAAGCCUCCACAGCGCCCCCUGGAGGAGCCACAGUCACAUUAUGCCUGCUGCUUCCAGAGACAGGAGUAUGACCUUUGGGAGAACCCCGCCCACAUCCAGACUUCUAAGCACUCACACUCCAGGGUUAGACACACCCACUCCUCAAGCUCCUCCUCCUCCUGCCGCUCCAGCAAGUUGGUGAGGAGGCGUGCGACCCACAGGGAGUGCUCAGAGCUCGGAAGGGUUGUAAAUGGAAUGGUGGAGGUGUGUACAGUCAGCAGCAGCUGCAGCCACAGCGAACUUAACCUUGGUGCCACAGACAACCAGGGGGAGGAGCGUCCUCUGUCUUGCUCCUCCCAUGUGCUCCAAGCACUUCAGGACGAUGUGGAUGACCUCCCUCCCAGCGUCUCACGCUGCUGCCAUAGCAACGACCCCCCACAAGCCCUCCCCUUGACCCCACAGCCUCCCAGCCCUAUGUCUACUUCCUCCAGGAGCAGAAAACACACCCCUGCCCUACAGGGAGAGGAGAGGGGGAGAAAAACCUCCUCCCGGCGUUCUAGUAACUCGUGCUCCUGCUGCAGAGGAGAAGUCACCCCUAAGGCCGACGAGGAGAGAGUGGACAGCUCGUUGUCGAAGGCCAGCCAAGCUUCCCACAGAUCCAGAUCUCCCUCCAAUAGAAUCAGGAUCCCUGUGGCUCCAGAGGAGGGAGAUGAUGAAGCUGAGCAGGGUGGGAAGAGGGCAGUCAGCGUCUCCGGUGGCUCAGGGGGGUCCAUUGGGUCAGUGGGGUCUAUAGGCUCCAGUGUAUGUUCUCACUGUGGGGGGUGUGACCAAGGUUACGACCCUGUGUCCUGCCACUCACAGAAGUCACAUAGGUCAAAGCGAUCUCAAGAAGAAGAAGAGGAGGAGAGGUCAGGGAGAGGACUCUCAGGUGGCUCAGACGAGUGUGGAUUUUCUCAGAGGACCAACAAGUCCAACUGUACCCACUUCUACCAAGACGGCCGAGCAGCCAGCAUGAUGUCACACAUGUCUCUGCCCGAGGAGGGAGAAGAUACAGGGCCGGAGGGAGAGGAUACAGGGAAGGAGGGAGAGGUAGAGGUUGGAGAGAAAAUAGAGGAAGGGGAGAAAGACGAGAGAGCAGCCAAUGUCCUCUCAGCCAAAUCCUUCUCUUCAGUCAAGGGCAGGACCUCCAGAACCUCCCAGAAGUCUAAGGCCUCAGAAUCCCUUGCAGACAUGGAGGAACAAAUGGAAGAACCGAUGGAGGGAGAAGAGAAAGAGGGAAAGGUAGAAGAUGGAUCAGAGCAGAGAGCAGCAAGCAUUAUGUCAGUUAAAUCUAAUCUCUCAGCCAAGUCCAGCAGGUCUCAUACAUCUACCUGUAGCAAAGCAGAUGGGUCCACCAAAGCUUCAGAGAGGGCAUCGUCUCCCAGAUCAGAACCAGACGUCGCUGAGGAUACAGGAGCAGCAGAGACAGAGGAGAGAGGAGCCAGUGUUAUGUCAGCUAAAACUAACACUUCAGCAAAUUCCAGCAGACCCCAUAAGUCUACCAAAAGUCCUAAUGCUGGGGCUGCUUCUGCCAGCUCUGAAACACCUGACAUCAAUGCUAUUGAGACAACAGGUGAAGGUGAAGAGGAAGAAGUGGGAGAGAAAACAGAUGAGAGGUUAGAGAGCUCCAUGUCUGUUAGAUCUAACCUCUCAGCAAAGUCUCUUAGGUCCUGUAAGUCUACCUGCAGCAAAGCAGAACAGGUCCUUUCCGCCUACUCACCAGAGGUACCAGCUACUGAACCUGAACCUACUGGAGAGGAUGAGGGAGAGGAGAGAGCAACGAUCUCCACGUCUGUUAAAUCUAACCUCUCAGCCAAGUCCAACAGGUCUCAUAAGUCAACCUGCAGUAGGAGUAUUAGAGUUGUUUCUCCAAAACCAGCAGCGAGUGAAACUCUAGUCAACGAUCCAGCAGACGUGGUUGCAGCGGGUGCAUUGUCAGCUAAAACCAAUGCAUCAGCAAAGUCCCGUAGGUCUUGUAAGUCUACAGGAGAUGAUGAGGGAGAGGAGAGAGAAGCAAGAGCCAUGUCAGCUAAAACGAGGGCUUCUAUCAAGUUCAGCAGGACCCACAAGUCUGCCUGUAAAGCUGCCUCUCCAAAGCCAGCCGCAUGUGAAACUCCUGUCAACGAUCCAGAGGAGAAAACAGAGGGAGAGAAGACAGCGAGUGCAUUGUCAGCUAAAACCAGUGCUUCUGUCAGAUCUAGCAGGUCUCACAAGUCUACCUGUAGUAGGAGUGUUAGGGCUGAGACACCUGUUGCUAAAGAUAUCCCUGCUAUUGAAACAACAGAGGGGGAUGAGAAUGGAUCUGCUGCAGCCGGAGAAACAGAGGAGAGACAGCGAGCGCCAUUUUGGAUAACAAUAAUGCCUCAGUGCAAAGCAGAACGGGCCCCUUCCUCCAACUCACCAGAGGUGCCAGCGACUGAGCCUGAACCUACUGGAGAUGAUGAGGGAGAGAAGAGAGCAGCAAGUGCCACGUCAAAGUCCAGCAGGUCCCUCCAGUCUACCUGCAGUAGGAAUGUCUGGGCUGAGACUCCGGGGACUAAAGACAUCCCUGUUAUUGCGACGACAGGGGGAGAGGAGAUGGUUGACGAUACAACUGCUGCUGGAGACACAGAGGAGAGACCGCCGAGCGCCAUCUCAGCUAAAACCAGUGCUUCAGUCAAGUCCAGCAGGUCUCAUAAAUCUACCUGCAGCAGGAGGGCUGAGAGUCAAAGAUCUCAACCAGCCGAUGUCCCUGUUAUUGAAACAACAGGAAGAGAAGAGGUCGGAGAGAAGAAAGAGAGAGCAGACAGUGUCAUGUCAGCUAAAUCUAAUGCUUCAGCAAUGUCCCGCAAGUCUAACAGGCCCACCUGUAAUGGAAGUAGUAGAGCAGUCUCUCCAGUGGUUCAAGAUGUUCCUGCUAUCGAGACGACAAGUGGAAAAGAACACAGAGACAAAUCCACCGCCUCUGUCAAGACCAACAGGUCUCAUAAGUCGUCCAGUGGUAGGAGGACUGAAACUCCAACUGCAGAACAAGCUGAUGUUAAUGAGACCACCGGAAGGGACGAGAAGGGAGAGGGGACAGAGAGACCAGCGAGUGCCAUGUCGACUAAAUAUAGUGCUUCAGCAAAGUCCAGCAAAUCUCACAAGUCCACCUGUAAUAGUGGAAGUGCUAGAGCGAUCUCUCCAGCACCUAAAACAGCAGACGUCCCUGCCAUUGAAACAACAGGGGUUGACAGGGAGGGAGAGAAAACAGAGGAGAGACCAGCUAGCGCCAUGUUGGCUAAAUCUUACAUCUCAGCUAAGUCCAGUACAUCUCAUACGUCUAAUGGUAGUAACAGAAGUACGUUUCUGCACCUGAAAAAAGAGAGAGGUGAGAGAGGUGUUAGACCUGCCCCCAGCACUACAGGAAAUGACCUUGAGACAGGCAGUGUGAAAUCUGCAAAACCCAAAAGAAACGCAGAUUCCUCCACCAGACCCCUCUCCACAGCAUCACAGGCCAAUGCUAAAUCCACCAAUCAGACACCGCCUGCCACCACCGAGACCAAAGAGGAGUCUCAAAGUCAUGCCACGAGCCGACCUGCCAGCACGGCUGCACACAGAGAUGAUGAUGUCAGAGAUCAUGUCACAGAGAAGAAAGCUCCCAGCGUACAUUCUAAGAGCCCUGCUAAAGCAGAAGGAGACUCAAGAGCGGCUUCCUUCGCCCGCUCCACCAGGUCAAAGGUGAAAGUUCAGAAGGCCAGCGAGGCCCAGGACGAUGAGAUGCCAGAGACAAGGGCCUCCUUAAUGCAAGUGAAAGGUCACAGGGUUAAAGCUCAGAGUGACACGGGCAGCGUUCACUCCGUGAAAACCUCCAAAACGGAUAAGAUUGUGAUAAAAGGGAAUUCCAAACCAAAGUCGGCCCAAGCGGGAAACACUACCUCCCAGUCCUUCAAUCCCCCUGAGGGCUCCAGACCCGCCAUCCAGCUGGCCCUGCAGGGUCAAAGGUUAGCAUCCCUGAUAGUGGGAAGAGGGAAGAGUGGGAGUAGCCAGAGGAGGAGGAAGCUCAAACAGGAAGAGGUGGAGCUAGAGAAGCUGGGUCCCCUCUGUCUGCCCAAAACCUCACCCAUUGACAUAGUCAGUGAUUGGCUGAGAGGCAUCCCUGCUGACAGCGGCAUGGAUAACCCUGAAGAUGAGAUGAACGAGGUAAUUGAAGAGACAGAAGUAAAAAGAGAGGAAGGAGAUGAGAAAGGAGGGGAAACAGAGGGACAAGGAGGAGAGGAGACUGAGGAGAAACAAGAACCGAUUGAAACUACAGAGAUGGAGCAGGAGAACACAGCUGAAACAGGAAAACAGGAAGAGGAAGAGGAGCAGGAGAACACGGCUGAAACAGGACAACAGGAAGAGGAAGAGGAGCAGGAGAAGACGGCUGAAAAAGGACAACAAGAAGAGGAAGAGGAGCAGGAGAACAUGGCUGAAACAGGACAACAGGAAGAGGAAGAGGAGCAGGAGAACAUGGCUGAAACAGGACAAGAGGAAGAGGAGAACACGGCUGAAACAGGAAAACAGGAAGAGGAAGAGGAGCAGGAGAACAAGGCUGAAACAGGACAACAAGAAGAGGAAGAGGAAGAGGAGCAGGAGAACACGGCUGAAACAGGACAACAAGAAGAGGAAGAGGAGCAGGAGAACAUGGCUGAAACAGGACAACAGGAAGAGGAAGAGGAGCAGGAGAACACGGCUGAAACAGGAAAACAGGAUGAGGAAGAGGAGCAGGAGAACACGGCUGAAACAGGACAACAGGAAGAGGAAGAGGAGCAGGAGAACAUGGCUGAAACAGGAAAACAGGAAGAGGAAGAGGAGCAGGAGAACACGGCUGAAACAGGAAAACAGGAUGAGGAAGAGGAGCAGGAGAACACGGCUGAAACAGGACAACAGGAAGAGGAAGAGGAGCAGGAGAACAUGGCUGAAACAGGAAAACAGGAAGAGGAAGAGGAGCAGGAGAACACGGCUGAAACAGGACAACAGGAAGAGGAAGAGGAAGAGGAGCAGGAGAACACGGCUGAAACAGGACAACAGGAAGAGGAAGAGGAAGAGGAGCAGGAGAACACGGCUGAAACAGGACAACAGGAAGAGGAAGAGGAGCAGGAGAACACGGCUGAAACAGGACAACAGGAAGAGGAAGAGGAAGAGGAGCAGGAGAACACGGCUGAAACAGGACAACAAGAAGAGGAAGAGGAAGAGGAGCAGGAGAACACGGCUGAAACAGGACAACAGGAAGAGGAAGAGGAGCAGGAGAACACGGCUGAAACAGGACAACAGGAAGAGGAAGAGGAAGAGGAGCAGGAGAACACGGCUGAAACAGGACAACAAGAAGAGGAAGAGGAAGAGGAGCAGGAGAACACGGCUGAAACAGGACAACAGGAAGAGGAAGAGGAAGAGGAGCAGGAGAACAUGGCUGAAACAGGACAAGAGGAAGAGGAGCAGGAGAACAUGCCUGAAACAGGACAACAGGAUGAGGAAAUAAAGAAGGCUGCCCGGCAACCAGAGGAAGAAGGAGAGGUGAAAGAGGAAGAGGAAGAGAGGGGAGAGGAGGAGGAGGAAGCAGCAGUGGGGGAGAAGGAGAAGAAAGAUAAAGAAGAAGAGGAGGUGAAAAAAGAAGAAGAGGGGGAGGUGGGAGCAGAGGAGGAGGGAGAGUGCUCUGAGUGUGCUGACUGCUGCCCUGACCCAGCCCCACCCAACAAUGACAUCAGUUCUCCUUGUCAUCGCCACCUGUUCCUCAGUAGAGAGUCAGAGCUGCCUUGGAGCUGCCACUCAUCUGUGGCAGUAAUGAAGGUUUUACUGAACCCUACACUGGGCCGGUGCAGCUCCCUACCCGAGAUAAGUCCAGUGUACGGACGCAGACUGAGCUCCUCUGCUAAAGGUCUGCUGGACUGUCUGGCCCAGCUGCAGCUCAUCGACCCACCCCCUUCUCCAGCUGCAGCCCCAGGCCCUGACCGGGACCAGCGGUACCAAGAGGUCAUGGAUAUACUAGAGUCACUGUGGCUGUCUAAGCCUGACCUCGAGAAGAGGAAGGAGGGAGAGACAGAGGAGAAGGAGAGGCUAAAAGAUUCUGGUGUGGACCUGAGCAGCGGCUCAGCAGGGUCUGGGGGUUCUGGGAAGACCAGACCAGAUGAACCUGCGGGUGACAUCACUCUCAUAGCGAAGGGAGAAGGAGGGGAAGGAGGAGGAGAGGGGGAGACAGAUGGAGGAGGAGGAGGAGAGGGAGAGACAGAUAGAGGAGGAGAGGGAGAGGGAGAGACAGAUGGAGGAGGAGAGGGAGAGAUAGAUGGAGGAGGAGAGGGAGAGAUAGAUGGAGGAGGAGAAGGAGAGACAGAUGGAGCAGGAGAGGGGGAGGUAGGAGAGGGAGAGACAGAUGGAGGAGGAGAGGGAGAGACAGAUGGAGGAGGAGAGGGAGAGAUAGAUGGAGGAGGAGAAGGAGAGACAGAUGGAGCAGGAGAGGGGGAGGUAGGAGAGGGAGAGACAGAUGGAGGAGGAGAGGGAGAGACAGAUGGAGGAGGAGAGGGAGAGAUAGAUGGAGGAGGAGAAGGAGAGACAGAUGGAGGAGGAGAGGGGGAGACAGAUGGAGGAGGAGAGGGAGAGACAUAUGGAGGAGGAGAGGGAGAGAUAGAUGGAGGGGGAGAGGGAGAGACAGAUGGAGGAGGAGAGGAAGCAACAUCAGCAGAGCUGCUUUCAGACGCGGCUACCCCAGACAUCGCCAGCCAAGUGCAGAGCAGCCCAGGGGAGGAUGAGUCGUCCCCAGAGUCGCCCCCAGGGACAGGUGAGAUGCUGCAGACCCUUGAGAGACUCAAAACCCCAGGGAGCCCAUCCUCUUCAGACAGCACAGCCUACAAAUCCCCCACUGACACAGAGACAGACACCCCGGAGGACACCCCCAACUCAGGGACACCCCCGUCAGUCCAGCGAGCGCUGCUCACCAAGCGUGUCUCCCAGGACCCUGACCCGGUCUGGGUUCUCAACCUGCUGAAGAAGCUGGAGAAACAGUUCAUGACCCACUACGUGGACGCCAUGGCCGAGUUAAAGGUGCGUUGGGACCUAGACAACAAUGUGAUGUUGGACACUAUGAUCACUGAGCUGAGAGAUGAGGUGAAGAAGAGGAUCCAGAUGAGCAUUGAUCGUGAACUGAGGAAGAUUCGGGGACGGGCGGGCCGGGGGCCGCGACCCCCUAACAUGUCCCGGGAGUCAACCGUAACAGACCAGAGGAGGCGGAGGUUGAAGGUCAUGAAGGUCCAGUCGGUAAACGAGAGUGAUGGAGAGCAGGGUUCAGGCGAUGUUAGCGACCAGCGCAGUGAGGACGAGUACUGUCCCUGCGACGCCUGCAUACGGAAAAAGGCGGAGGACAAGGCAAUCAAAAUGGAGGCUGUGGUUGCCAAGGCGCCGGUGAUGAUGGCGUUUGAUCUGCGUAAGAUCCUGCAGAUGAAGAAAGACACAGAGUCUCCGGCACCCCCUAGCCCCACACAGGGGAAGAACAAUGACAAACUGGAAGAGGAGGAGGAACAGGUUGGGAAUCUAGAGGUGGUACAGGAAGACGAGGAAGAGGAGGAGAGAAAGGAGGAUAUUUUACCAACUGUUAUAGAGGAAGAUAUCUCUGAGAAGGAAGAGGAAGGAGUGACUGGGGGAGAGGAGGGAGAGGAGGAGGGACAGGAGAGUCACGGAGCUGAGUCUCUGAUGGGUGAAGUAGAGGAGGAAAUAGCUGAGGAGAUAGGGGCUGAAGAACAGGAGGAGGAUGGAGUGGUAGAGGGAACUGAGGAUGAGGAGGAAGAGGCAGGGGAAGGAGAGACGGGGUGUGAAAGUGCAGGAGAAGAUGGUGUGGAGGGGGCGGAGACUGGGGAGGGGGAGGAGUUAGUAGAAGGGGAGGAGGAAGAAGCAGGGGAAGCUGAAGCAGGAGAUCAGGAAAAAGCUGGAGGAGAUGAAGCAGGAGAUCAGGAGGAAGCUGCAGGAGAUGAAGAGACCGGAGUAGCGGGAGAGACAGGGGGAGAGGAGAAGACUCCUGAGGAAGAAACAGAGGUUAAUGUGGGGGUGUCAGCAGAGGAUGGGGAAGAGGGAGGAGAGGAAGAGGUGCAGUUGAAUGCUGUGGCGGAGUUUAAUCCUGAAGACGAGGAGGGUGAGGAGAUGGAGGGAAAUAGAGAAAUCCCUCUGAUCCACCAGAUGACCAGAACCUCUGUGGAGUCCCAGCCAGGAUCAAUGGAGAACACAGACCCGGAGCCCAGGGCAUCAGACCCAGUUUCACAAAUGUGCUCCUUAACCCUGAUUGAGCCCAAUGAACCUGUCUCUGAUGGACACCAGAUGGCAUCUGCGGGGGAAGGGUCAGGGGGGAAAGGCCAGAGGAGGAGCCGAUCUCCAGCCAGAACCAAACGCAGGAAACCAAAAGAGAACGGCAUAGAACUGGAUGUCCUAGAUCUGUAACCCUCACAGGACAUAGAACUGGGCGUCCUAGAUCUGUAACCCUCACAGGACAUAGAACUGGACGUCCUAGAUCUGUAACCCUCACAGGACAUAGAACUGGACGUCCUAGAUCUGUAACACUCACAGGACAUAGAACUGGACGUCCUAGAUCUGUAACCCUCACAGGACAUAGAACUGGACGUCCUAGAUCUGUAACACUCACAGGACAUAGAACUGGACGUCCUAGAUCUGUAACCCUCACAGGACAUAGAACUGGACAUCCUAGAUCUGUAACCCUCACAGGACAGACUGAGUCACAGAAAGCACUUUAUAAUCUCCUCUCUGAGUUAGGAAUAUCUAUAUGGGAGGUAAUGCACAGGUUUCUGCCAGGUCAGAGUGGCAUAUACUCAUUAUUUUAAUAGAAGGGUUUAACUGAAACUUGGAACAAUCAUAGUAUUGUACGAACCAUAAGAUAUCAUGAAAUGUAUAUUUGUAUAUUUCAAAAAACAAAUUAUAUGUAUGUAUGAUUUUAUUUUCACGGAGGGCUGUAUAUUCUCUACUGUAUAGAGGGGUGUAUAUUCUCUACUGUAUAGAGGGGUGUAUAUUCUCUACUGUAUAGAGGGGUGUAUAUAAUCUCUACUGUAUAGAGGGGUGUAUAUUCUCUACUGUAUAGAGGGCUGUAUAUUCUCUACUGUAUAGAGGGGUGUAUAUUCUCUACUGUAUGGAGGGGUGCAUUUACUCUACUGUAUGGAGGGGUGUAUAUACUCUACUGUAUGGAGGGGUGUAUAUUCUCUACUGUAUAGAGGGGUGUAUAUUAUCUACUGUAUAGAGGGGUGUAUAUACUCUACUGUAUGGAGGGGUGUAUAUACUCUACUGUAUAGAGGGGUGUAUAUUCUCUACUGUAUAGAGGGGUGUAUAUUAUCUACUGUAUGGAGGGGUGUAUAUUCUCUACUGUAUAGAGGGGUGUAUAUUCUCUACUGUAUAGAGGGGUGUAUAUACUCUACUGUAUAGAGGGGUGUAUAUUCUCUACUGUAUAGAGGGGUGUAUAUACUCUACUGUAUAGAGGGGUGUAUAUACUCUACUGUAUAGAGGGGUGUAUAUACUCUACUGUAUAGAGG